AUGGUUUUGAUGACAAGCAUGAUGGAGACAUUCAAGAGAAGGGAUUUGGAGAAUUAUAAUGAUGAUGAAUCUGGUCAUGAGACUAGUAGCUUCAAGAGAAAUAAACCCGAGAAGUUGGAGCUUAAAACCACUAUAGUUCCAGCAGCGGAUAUUCUGAUGUGUACCAAGAUUUCGGAUUCAGGCUGUGGAACUGGAAAUGAUGAUAAAAUAUUGGUUAAUGGCUCAACAGAGAAGCUUCAUGCAGCAGCAACUAAGCUGCAAAAGUUUUACAAGAGUUACCGGACUCGAAGAAACCUAGCAGAUUGUGCUGUAGUUGUUGAAGAGCUCUGGUGGAAGGCUUUAGAAUUUGCAGCCCUUAGACGGAGUUCUGUUUCCUUCUUUAAUGCUAACAAAUCAGAAACAGCUGUUUCCCGAUGGGCACGAGCUCGGACAAGAGCCGCCAAGGUAGGAAAAGGGUUAUCAAAGGACGUGAAAGGUCAGCAGUUGGCUUUACGUCACUGGCUUGAAGCUAUUGAUCCACGCCAUCGUUACGGUCACAAUCUACACUUUUACUACAAUGUUUGGUUUGAGAGCGGGAGUUGUCAGCCCUUCUUCUACUGGUUGGAUGUUGGAGAUGGCAAAGCAGUCACUCUAGAUACAUGCUCGAGGGCAGACCUACAGCGUCAAUGCAUCAAAUAUCUUGGACCGAAAGAAAGGGAAGCGUACGAAGUUAUUCUGGAGAAGGGAAAGCUGAUUUAUAAACAAAACAAAGCGCCAGUGAGCACCAGAGAAGGAAGCAAAUGGAUAUUUGUUCUUAGUACAUCCAGAAUCCUAUACGUUGCUGAGAAAGUGAAAGGUCUGUUUCAGCACUCGAGUUUCCUAGCAGGGGGAGCCACCAUUGCAUCUGGCAGAUUGGUUGUUCGUCAUGGUAAACUUCACGCAAUCUGGGCCUACAGUGGUCAUUAUCGCCCGACAGAAGAAAAUUUCAUGGAAUUGUGCAGUUUCCUAGAGGAACAUCAUGUCGACUUGACCAACGUUAAGAAAAAUCCCAUAGAUGAAGAUAUCCCCUGGAAAGAUAAAAUUCAAAAGGAGCUGAAAGUUGCAGCAGAGAUAUCUGAAAACAAUGCAAUUCAUGGGAAAGAGAAAUCCAUUGAUUCGGGGAAGGUGAAGGAAGCAGUGAGAUACAAAUGGAGUACAGGAGUGGGACCUCGCAUUGGUUGUGUCAGAGACUACCCAGCACAGCUACAAUUCAAGGCACUUGAACAUGUUAAUUUAUCACCCAGGCUUGUUGUCAAGCCUUGUGGCCCCAUCCCUUCUCCAAGACCAAGUCCAAACCUUCUCUUGUCUCCUAGGCUUGCUUACCUUGGACUCGUUAGCCCAAGGGUCCGGCUUUCCGCUACUAAUUAAUACUAUUAGUAUUACUUAAUUUUAUAUAGGAUUAAGAAUAGGCCUUUGUACAUCAUGCACGGCACAUUGCCCUCCUCCCUACGAGUUUCUUUUCUCUCUUUCAAGUUUUAUUUUUUCUGUUUUUUUCUGUUUUUUGUAGUGGCUGCCCGGCCACCGGAGCGAUCCCGCUGCAACUCUAGCUUCUUCUUUUUUUUCAUUGUUUUCGGCAUAAUAACUCAAGUUCAUACCUUUCUCUUCUUUUGCCGGUCUCAAGCCGGCCGUGAAAGGCAGUGUCUUGGUGCUCUAUGGGUUCUCCCAUUUUUCGCCAUUUGUCUUUCAAACUAUUUGUAAGGCCACUGUUUUUACAAACUUUAUUUUUUUUAUCUUUCCUUUGUUUGAUGAAGUCCUCUGCUCUCUUGGUGAUUGCCACGCUGGUGCCUCUCCGGAGUUCCGUCGAAUAUGAGCUCCGAUGGAUUUUGGUGUCAUCACGCCAGUUUCUUCUACUCUUUAACAUUCUAAUGCAAAUAAAUUAAUUUGCUACCAAUGCAAUGCACUAGAACCCCUACUGUUAUGGUGUUGAUGCCCUCUCGAAGGCAAGGAUCUCAAGCCGUCGGUGUCCCCGACGGAGGUCCAUCUGGACCCACCUUUGGCUCCUCCUCGACGGUGGUUCUACUGGUCGCAAGAACGAUAGCCCCGCUGGUGUUGAUAAAUCCGAUCACCGUCCUCCCUCCCUCGAUGCAAGAAGUGACAGAUAGGAAUGCUUGUGGCUAUGGUUGAUCGGGUGGCUCUUUACCCACGUUCUAAGUGUUGUCACCUCUUGUGCUUUUGGGCUCAUAUGAUUGUACUCUUCUUAUGUUAAUGAAAUGUUUCCUUUCCUCAAAAAAGUUAAACAAAA
Molecule: messenger RNA, 2260 nt
Organism: Gossypium arboreum
Lineage: Eukaryota; Viridiplantae; Streptophyta; Magnoliopsida; Malvales; Malvaceae
Product: IQ domain-containing protein IQM1-like
Exons: 8
Coding region: 1-1386 (461 amino acids)
Molecular function (GO): protein binding
Source: RefSeq, a predicted model, not a curated record